CGGGAGGGCUCCCGCUGCGGUUUGGUGCCCGCUGUGAGACUGACGAGGGAGCGGGAAGGGGGGCUCGCUCCCUGUGUGGGGAGGAGGCUGCGAUCGGGCGUGCGAGCCCACGUGUGUUUCAAAAGCAAAGAGCCGCUCUCCUGCCCUUCCCUCCCCAGCCUGGUGAGCGCUGCUCCCGGCCGUCUGCGAGGCCAGCGCGCCGCCAGCAGGGUGCCCGGGGCUGGCCCGGCAGCGCGGGGCACCGCCAGAGGCGCGGGCAGGGGCGCAGAGGGGGCAGACGCGGCUUGUGUCGUCGGGCGAGCAGCCCGAAAUAAACCAAAAGCAGGCAGAACAAAGCUCUGUCACAACUGUGCUUCCUGGUUGUCGCCUCCUGCCUGCAAACCAUUGAACAUUUUCCACUUGAUAUCAUCCUGCAGAAAGGGAGAAAGGAGACGCAAUGAGAGAUUCAGAUACCAAAAGAUUAAAGUCAGAUGCUCAUCUACAAACUGCCUAACCAUCGUCCUUCACUGGUGAGAUAAAAGGAAGAAGUCGCAGGAAGAGAGGAACUACACCAGGCUUCAGAUUUUGGACUAUACAGCAAGACUCUGUAAGAUACUUGGGUGUUUUCUCCAUUAGUGCUACAAUGGAGACACUGUCCCAGGACUCUCUGCUGGAAUGUCAGAUAUGUUUCAAUUAUUACAGCCCCAGACGGAGGCCCAAGUUGCUGGACUGUAAGCAUACCUGCUGUUCUGUUUGCCUUCAGCAGAUGAGAACAAGCCAGAAGGACCUGAGAUGUCCCUGGUGCCGAGGUAUCACUAAACUGCCACCGGGAUUUUCUGUAUCCCAGCUGCCCGAUGACCCAGAGGUGAUUGCUGUGAUUGCAAUUCCCCAUACUUCAGAGCACACUCCAGUCUUCAUCAAACUUCCUAGCAAUGGGUGCUACAUGUUGCCCUUGCCCAUCUCCAAGGAGAGAGCGCUGUUGCCAGGAGACAUUGGCUGUCGCCUCCUGCCAGGUAGUCAGCAAAAGUCAGUCACUGUGAUGACAAUCCCAGCUGAGCAGCAGCCCCUGCAAGGAGGGAUCCCGCAGGAAGUCGGAGAGGAGGAGCAAGACAGGAGGGGCAUUGUGAAAAGCUCCACCUGGUCAGGUGUUUGCACUGUGAUCUUGGUGGCGUGUGUCUUGGUUUUUCUCCUUGGUAUUGUCCUCCACAAUAUGUCUUGCAUUUCCAAGCGUUUCACUGUGAUUUCCUGCGGCUGAAAAGGGUCUGCUCCCAGAAUACUCCGAUGGGAUAAUUUAGGGAUUGGGAAGGUGGUGGUGAUGACAGGCUUGACUGAGAUGAUGCACUGCAACAUUGACCAAUUACUACAGAACGCUUGACACUAGACAGCUGUUUGACAGUCCGAAGGCAAUCCUAAAAGGCGAAAUGUGAGACCUCUCAGCAGAGUAAAAUCAUAAUGAGCAUCUGAUGGUAACAGCAUUGAGGAAGACUGCAUGCGUCACCAUCCUCAUUGAUCAAAUGGACUGUAACUUCUAAUGAUUUUUAUCAUGUUAUGAGACUAAAGACAUCUAUUUAGCUGGUUAUACUGUAAAAGUAUAUGAUACGAUCACUUUGUCUUUAAAUGCAGUAGAUUAAAAUCAAAAUGCUAUAUGUAUAAGUAGAAUUGAACAUGAGAAUCAGUGUAAGACUCAGUAAAGAUAUUCCAGUGCCAGUCCAUACAUAUUCUUUUUAAUGGGGGUUGAAGGGGAACUGUAUAAAAGAAAAUAUCAUUUAGUUGGUAAGGCUUUUUAUAUAUUUUAAAUUGCACAUUAAUUAAAAUAAGUUUGAAAGUUGCAUAAUAGUUUUUAAAAGGAAACAUUUUACAAGCGAUUGUAUUUCAUAUGUGAUGUGUGUUUUGUCAUAUACUUUCAUUUUGUUUCCACCUGUAGUGAAGUGUCCUUUCCAAGUGUUUUGCUAAAGCAAGAUCCAAGCAGAGGAACAGGAAAGUGAAGAAGUAGGGCUACUUAAAAGUGCAGACAAAAUUUUGCUGUGUAAGCCCUGUCAUGAAGUUUGGCUUUGGCUUUGAAGUGUAAACAGUGGACAUGCUGUUUCACCUCUGGUCUGUCAGGCGGGCUUCUCAAGGCUCUGGCCUGCCUGGGGAUUAGUGAAGGGAUGGGUCAUAGAAGUGCUGGACAUUCUUCCUGCAAGGACUGGGUAGCAAAUUAUUUUUUAGAAUUUGGGACCAGCCUCGCCUCCAUGUUCAGUCAUAGUUGUAGCUGUGUCAUUAUUGACAGUAACUCUAUGGAUGCCUAGAUGACCGAACAGAAAUCGAGGUCUCAUUGUGCCAAGCAUUGUACAAAUAUCUAGCAAGAGACAGCUCUCAUCAGAAAGGGUUCAUGCUCUAGAUAGAUAGGACAGACCAAUGAUGGAAAACAGGUUGAGAGGGGAAAGGGACUUGCCCAAGGUCACAGAUGAGGUCAGUGGCAGAGCUGGGAACAGAACCCAGGCCACUUGACCAUGCUGCCUCUCCUAACCCCCUGGAGUCAGACUGGUGUAAAACCUGUGUGAGAUCAUAAUCAGGCCCUGUGCCUCCUUUCAGUAGUAUAAACCUUGAUUCCUCUUAGGGCCAAAUGUGAAACUACCAAGAGAAAAUGAUAUAUUUUUUACUGCAUGUUGAUAUUACAAAGCCCAUGUGACUGCAGUUCAUUGCUCAUAAAGGGCCAGAUUAGGAUACUUAUGCUAACACCUCAGUUAAUAAGAAGGUUCAUCACCUUUUGUGGGACUUCUUGUGGAGUAAGGUAUUUAGCAUGAGUAAGGGUAUCAGAAUCUGGCUGAAAGUCUGGAUUUGUUUGAUUUUUUUUUUUUAAGGGUCAGAGUGGGACUUGUGGCAGAAAAAAACUAUUGGUUUGCCUGAUUUGUAUUGUUAGUAUGAAGAAUGGACAAUUACACAGGUGUAAGCACAGUGAACAAUGAUCUCUAAUCUAUUACUAGUAUGCUUUCUAAUAGUUAAUUUGAGAUAGUUCAAUCCCAUGUAAUAACACUGGAGAACCUUGUUCCAACUGAGUUAGGCACAUGAAAGAAGUCCGUGGUGUUGCACCAGUGCAACUGAGGAAAAAUUGGCUCAUUAUGAACACCAUUCUCGUUCGAAAAUACAAUACAGAGCACAUAUCUUCCUUUGUGCUAGAUUCUCUCCUCUCUCCCUCCCCCCCCAUGUCUGUUUUCUAAAGAAUGGCAUAUAUAGUUAGUAUAUGUAAGGUUACACGUGAAGAUAAAGCUCCUGGUGCACUGUGCCUGCUUUUAUCUACUGUAAUUUGCGUGGGCAUAACAAAGAAAAUACCCCAGAGGUGACACAUUUGAUACCUCCUUUUUUCCACUAAGAAAAGCACAUGCAGAACCAUAUGCAAUAUGCAGAGAACCUGGUUUACAAACGCUUGUUAUAAACAUUCAGCUCCUGGACAUCAGUGAACGUGGGGUGUAAUAGAAAGGAAUAUUAAUUCCAAACGGAUGCGGUAUUCAAAUUGUUAAUCUGCAGCAUCGUCUUGUAAGGAAAACUCAAUUUCCAUCCAUGUUACAUGUUAGCGUGUAAUGGAACUGUAGCCCGCUAAUAUUUCUGCCUUUAUAAGACUCCAUGCUAGUGUACAGUUAGAGGACAUAGUGCUCUACUGCCUCGCCCCUUGUAAUCAUCUACCCUCGUGGCACGUGAGGGAGGCGAGGGCGUGACAUGCUACUAGAUCAGCUACUUGACACCGAUUUUGCACUCACUGAGCACAAGUGUAAAUGACUAGACAAGGUGCAAGACAGUAGAGUAGAAGGCCCUGAGAGUACAAUACUAAUAAUAUUAACAUUGGAAUGACCAUAAAAUGCCUAACCGAAGCUCUUGACAAAGCAGGUUCUUUUGAUCUUUUCAAAUAAUGUCUCUCAUAAAAGGUGCUGGUUUUCCUUCCCCACAUGAAGAGUGUAGUUGGAAGGAUAAACCAGAAAUUAGGUUAAAAUGCUACACCGCAUAACACAUUACUCAACAGGCAAAUAUGGGGUUUAAUCUGGUAUUAAUGAUGUAGGCAUCAUCUGACCAGAACGCCAUAUUGUAUUACUUAACACAGUGCAUUGUUUUGUUAGUGUGAGUUUCUUGUACUGUUAAGAGCCUGCUGAAAUGCAUGGCUGACCUAAUUUCUGAUUCCGACAUUUGCCUGUUUUACAGUCUUUGUGUGAGUGCAAUAAAUAAAACCUCAAGAUUUUUUGUGGGUUAGCGCCUAUUCAAAAAUAUAAUUUUAUGGGGGAAGAUUCUUCUUUGCUUUAGGCGGUGCGACUCAUUUAAAUUUUGCAACCUUCAUAUCAUGUUAGAUCACAUAGCUUUAUGCUGAUGAGCUGUAGUAUAUUGCAAUAGACAGUGUUAGACCAUUUCUCAAUUAGGUUAAUAUUCAUACUUUAAAAUGCAGUGUGCUCUAUUCCAUUUUAUAUUCCUCAGUCCCAUACUUGGCAUUCAGAAAGGAGACAGCUAUCUAUGGCUAUAACUUUGCAAAACGUGCUAGAAAAAUUAUUCCCAGGAAAAACAUUUAAACUCACAUAAUAUCCCUCUUCUGCACCAAUUUCAUGCCCAAAUGAUCAGCUCCUGGGUAGGUUCUUAAUCCUUGUAUAUCAGCAACUCUUUUGAUCACUACUCAGUUCUUGAAAAAGGAAGACAAACUUUUAUUUUUUUAUGGCAUAAGUACUAGCUGAGCAAACAUUAUUUAUACUAAAUACUAUACUAUUUAUAUAGUAUAUAUUUAUACUAAUCUUGUCUGAAGUUAUUUAUGCACCUACAUUUUUGAACAAAUACCCUUUAUGAAGGUGUAUUAUUUGUUUGUUUAACAGAGAGUACAGCUUCUUUUAUUUUAAAGGUCUCAGCUUCAGUUUUUAGCUUGUGCUUUGCUGGGAGACAGAAAUAGGGUACACUUUGUGAAAGUUUGUUCAGUGAAUUUUACAAAUUCAAAAUAAGCAAUUUUGGUAUGUGCGAUUUUUUAGAAAAUUGUGUAUUAAGUGUUUGUGCUUAAAUGAUAUGGAAAAAGCAUGGGUGGUUUUGUAAACAGGGAGCCUAAAGUUUCAUCUUUAUUAAUGAAGGUUGGUACGAAUAAAAUAUUAGCAGGAAUAGAAUGAAUACAUCAAGUGAAUUAUGGUUUCUCUAGUCCUUCACCUUAAAAUGAACAGCACAGUGAGUACUCAGUGGAAUUAUUCUGUAUUUACACUGGUGUAACCAAAGCUAGCAUUUGGCUGCCUUCCUCAAGACAAAUUUUUAAAGUAUGGGCUGUGGCACAUUUUCAAAAUGUGUGUGUGUGUGUGUGUGUUGGGGGGUAGUGGUUUUGUUGUUGUUGUUAAAUAGUUGAUUUUUGAGUAGAAAUUACAUCUGAUGACCACAGAGCUACAAAGAUUUUCUCUUCUGGUUCAAGUGAUUUCAAAUUUGUGAGUGAAUUUACUCCUUACACAAGUGAGAUAUUACUGGCAUUAGCCUGAGCAUGUAUUGUUCAGGUAUGUGUCACUUCCCCGCCAAAAAAAGAUCAUGCCAGUGCUCCUUAAUCCAGAUCAGCCAACCCCCAUCCCCUGCUAGUAUUACAGGCAUGAGGCUUUUACUGAAUGGAGAUUAUACAUGUAACAAAUUCACAGCAAAAUAAGCAAACAGGGUGAGGAUGAGACCAAACAGUUUAUUUUCACUUGUGACUGAUACAUGAUUUGAAUCUACUUUAUCUUGAUUUUUGUGUGUGUGUGUGUGUGUGUGUGUGUGUGUUAAUACCUAUUGCACUAAGGUAACAUUGUGACCUGUUCCUCAGUGAUUGGCCAGAAUCAAAAAUCCCAGAUCUAAACACACUUCUGUGAAUUCAAGCUGUAUUACAACACAGUCAUUCGUACAGAAGACAUCCAUAUGUCUAGUAAAUAUAGUUAGUCUAAUGCUGGCUUUAAAAUGUUUCCUCUUGCCAGCUGCCCAGGGCAUGUGGGUUUAAAUUUGGGGUUUUCUUUCUUUUGUGGGGGAAUGCAUGAUGACAAAUGAAUCCAAACAUCACCCAGGAGGCUAUAAGAAGGAUUUAUAUACAGUUAAAGCAAAGACCUUUAUGUUUGAGUAUUUAGCAGGGCAAGAUUCUACUGGAAUGCUGCAAUGGAAUUACAUCAUAUUAAUGAUCUUUCCUUUCCUUUACACUGUCCUUAGACCUGACAGCUGGGAUUGUUCUUCUUUCUUUCUGUCACUUUAACAUUUUGCAUGCCAGUAUUGACCCAACGCAAACUACACAGCUUGUUUCACGCUUCGGAACGUUAGCUGCCAUUUCUCAACCUGCCCUUAGCAUCUUUAGCAAAUGAGCACUUACGUGUUGUCUAAGCAGUUGAAAUUUGAAGCCCCGUAAAUGUCCAGGGAAUGCAUUUUUACAGCAUUCAAUUAAUGCUUCAGUAAAUAUCUCUUUAUUUUAGAUCUAAACAUUAGCUAAAUUUUCACUAAGUAUUUUCCCAAAUACCAGAAGCAGACAUUAGGGAGGAUUCACAGCUGGAAGAAACUAUUUAUACUAAACCCAUAGCACUCACACAGCAAGGCUCAGAAGAUUAUCUCUGUUACCUAGGAUUGAGUAGAUUAUAAAUAACCAAGAAUGGACGAAUGCUAUAUGGUUAUAUUGGGGGUGUCGUACCCCCUGAGGCAGCUUCUUCAUUGUGGAGGAGUCCACACAUUUUCCUCAGUUCCUUGUGAUAAGCUGCCUCUUAACCUGUGCCCUGGCUGCUGCCCCCUCAACUGCCCCUCUCCCCAAACACUGUAGUUCCUGGAUCCUGUUGGGACUGCCCUCCUGGUGUUCAGGUGAGGAGCCUCUGAACUGCUGCUUGCCUGGGCACUGUACAGAGGCUUCUACCUGAGGUGGGAUGAGAAGCCCUGAAAUGAGCAGGGCUGGAAGGUUGGAUUUGAGAGUUAUUAGGGGUUCGUCAAAUGAGCAAGAGGAAAGGGUAUUUGGGCCUGGAUAGAGGCUCAUGAAAUUAGCAGGGAGCUGGAAGUGUCAUGCAUUGAACUGAUUGGGAUGAAGAGAUGUGGAGGCGGGGCAAAAUUGAAUGGAGGGAUGAUUAGGCUUAUGCUCAAAUAAAUUGGUUAGUCUCUAAGGUGCCACAAGUACUCCUUUUCUUUUUGCGAAUACAGACUAACACGGCUGUUACUCUGAAACCUUAGAACUGGGUAUUUGCAGUGAGUGGAGACAUUUAUCAGGCAAAUUUGAGAAGAAUUAGAUUAGUUAUUUCUGAUGCCUGGGAGUUGGAUGGUUUGUUAUAACAUAGCUCAAGAGUGGCUUGGCCAGGCAACUUGAAAUUUUGGUUAAUUCAGAUCUUGGACCCCUUUGAGUUUUGAGGCUGAGUAUUUUGGAAGUUAAGUUUUCUGCCUAAUUAAGAAACUUGCAAAGUGCAUGGGCUGUUCUAAGGUUCUGCCCUUAAAUCCUGGGAAUAGCAUGAGUUACAAGCAUGCUUCUAUUGAAGGCCAAAGGUAUGGAAAGGAGAUGGUCAUAUCCCAGUGCAAAAAUAAACGUCACUGACAAAAUUGGCAAGAAAAGCCCAGAAAAGCUCCACAAAGCUCUUUAGGCAUUCCAUGUUAAUGUCACUGUCACGCCUGUUUGAUUUAAGAAGUUGUUUAGUUGAAGACAAAGGCAGUAUUGCUGUACUUCACAUUUGUAUGUAAGAAAAAAUUAGGGUGAUAUAAGAGGGUUGGGUUUUUCUGUUUUGUUUUUCAAUUUGAUGUAAAUAAGGCAAUUGGGAAAGUCGAGUAGUUACUUGCCCAAGAGUAUUUACCUGCCUAUUUUAAGAAUUAUAAAGCGUGUCUUAUGUCAUUGCAUCAGUCUUGAAAAUUUCCAUCACCUAUCUGCAGUUGCAUGCACUGAAUGGUUCUGAAUUUCUGGGGUGGGACCCAUUAAAGAGGGAUCUGAGUCUUGAUCAAUAUCUGAGAACUUGUCCAACUUGUUAGGUUGCUUGACUUCAGAUUCAAAUUUCACUUCUCAGUUCCAAAUCUAAGUUGUAUGUAGUCCCUAAAGAAUUGGAAAUUCAUUGUCCUAUUACUAUGAAUAACUAGAUUCUGUUUAUUUCAUAUCUCUGAGAUCAUGGGUCAGUUUUCAGUAACAUACAAAUGUUGUAGCUAGUCCUUUUACCUCUGUUGAUGGAAUAAAUGUGAUAAAUUAUUAUUUUUUGGGGGAGAAAGUUUGUGGUUCCACUCCAGAGAAAGAUGAUAUGGAAUUUAAGAAAGUGGAGCUGAUAGGUUGAUGUUAGUUCAUUUUAAAAAUCAACUUGUCCCAUAGUAGUAAGGCUCCAAUUUCCACUACGGGAAAGGAAUGCCCAGUUCUCAAAGCAUCUGAGCCAAUCUACCUGCUGAACUGCUUAUGUAUAGUUUCACAUUUAAAUAAUUUGGUAUAAUGGACAUGAAUGCUUCUCAACUUCUAAAAUUUGCUUAAGAAAUCUAUUUCUUUAAACAGUUGGGCUCUGAGUCAGGAAAACAUCCCUACCUGAGAAGCUCUUAUGCAUUGAGUUAAGCCAGUCAAAUGGAUUUAGGGACAUGCUUAAAAUUCAGUACAUGCGUUAGUGCUUUCUGCAUAGGGAUGGAUUUAAGCAUGGGCUUAGGUGCUUUCUUGAAUCAUGCUCAGUCUUUUGAAUGAUUUUCAAAAGCAUAUGAAAAGUAGCUUUGCCUUGAAGAAACUUUAUUUUGCAACUUAAAAGUAGGAUUAACAGGCAGAUGCUUUUGUGACUGUAAAUCCCAUAGUACAGCUGUUUUUGAGUAGAACUAGUUGGAAAUUUUCUGAUCAGACAUUUUUCUACCAGAAAAUGCUGAUUCGUCAAAAUUAAAAUGUUUUUCAGGAACCUGUCCAUUGGUUUCCGUCCAGCUUGCCUGCUUCAUGAGCUGCUGCAAAACCAGGACUCUGAUAGCCUGUUUUUUAGGCUUCCCCAGCUUCUUGACAGCCUGCUCUGGGCAGCUUAGGGAACCUCACCAAUUUUGUUUUGAGUAAGUCCAGAUAGAAUUUUUGAUUUUUUUUUUACACUAAAAUCUCAGACUCCCCUGGAUUCCAUGGAAAACUUUGAAAUUGUGAGUUUUUGUUCUGAUGCAGAACAGAAUUUUAAAAAAUGAUUUUUUGGGGUUUUCCCAUCAAAUGGGAAUUCUGGGUUCCAACCAGCACUAUUUUCAAACCUUUGAAUAUAGAAGCUUGUACUAACAUACCUAAAGAUUUUUUAAUUUCCUAUAAGUUCUAUUUUUAAUUGCCCACUAUUCGCAUCCUGUAGAGCAGUGGUUCUCAAAGCCGGUCCGCUGCUUGUUCAGGGAAAGCCCCUGGCGGGCCGGACCGGUUUGUUUACCUGCCGCGUUGGCCGAUGGUGGCUCCAGGCCAACGGGGGCUGCGGGAAGGGCAGCCAGCACAUCCAUUCGCCCGCGCCGCUUCCCGCAGCCCCCAUUGGCUUGGAGCGGCGAACCGUAGCCAGUGGGAGCCGCGAUCGGCCGAACUUGCAGACACGGCAGGUAAACAAGUCAGUCUGGCCCGGCAGGGGCCUUCCCUGAACAAGCGGCGGACCGACUUUGAGAACCACUGCUGUAGAACGCUCAACUCACAGAAAAAUCUUAAGUAAGAAAAAUAACAAAACUCUGGAGAUUCUAAUGACCUUUUCCUGCUGAGAUGAGCUAAGGCACUUACUAAACCUAUAGGUUGAUAUAGCUGAGUCUCCGCUUAAUGCUGGUAGUUGCUAAACUAGUUAACUACACUGAAGCUGCAAGUUUUUUGUUUUUUCCCAUUUGGGUUAGACAAGACAAGACAGGCCUGCUGCAUGUCUGGAUUUAGCAGGGAGAUAAGGGCUGUAAAAUGUGACCACUAGUAAUAUUGUGGUAUACAAAUUAUUGCAACAUUUAGUGUCUUUGGUCAGUCACCCAGGCAGGUCAAGUAUCUUGUGGAAUAUUGCCAAGAUUAACAGAUAAUUUAAAAACAAAACAAAACAACCAGAUACUGUCUGUAUUUGUUGCUAGUGAUGUUUGAUCCAUUUGACUUUUUUUUUGGUUUGGGUCCUUCUGAUUGUAUCUUUCACAAUAGAAACAGCACGCACAAAAAUAUUCUUCCUCAUUACAUGAAUGCAGUCUCCUUUCUCCUUUUCUGACCUGUGUUUAGGCCCUGGAUUUCUUUGUAAAUUUGCCUCUCUGAUGAUAAAUUACUCAUAAAUAAGUGCCACACCUUUAUGCUGCAGCAUUCUGAAUGAUAAUAAGGCUAACCAGUGGAAGCAAUGUACUACAGAACAUGGAACCUCACCAACACACUUAAAAAGUUGUAUUUUUUAUCAGUCUGCUAUUUCCAUCACCAGUCCCAUCAUCUAUUUAAAUGGAUAAAUUGCAGUAUUUCACCCUUGAAAUGACCCUGAUUUUUCUAAAAACAAACAAAAAGAAAACAAGAUAUUAUUUUCACAUUUGGUUUUUCAAAAGUAAGAUAGUAUAGGAACUGUAAUUUGAAAACGAACUGAAUUUUUUUAAAGCUAGUGCAUCAGUGGUAAAAGUGUUGUAAUUUUAAAUUUUGUUGGGGGGUAAACAAAUAGAAAUUCAUGAUUUGGAUUUUCAGUCUGUCGCGGGGUGGCUACCCUGCUCCUAAAAUAGAAGGGAUUAAAAGCAGCCCUGGAGAGGGCUGUGGUUGGGGGUGGCUGAUUGGGGAAGCAGCCACAGCUGGGCCACACCCCAGUUAGGCCCUAGCUGGCCUGUAUAAAAAGGCUGUGAGCCAGUGACCAAAGGAGUCUUUCCCUGGGGUAGGAGAGAGCAGGGUCUGUCUGGGUACUGGGAAUGAAGCAGGGCUGGGGAAGGAGCAGGCUGAGCGGGGUGCUCCAGGCUGGCAACUUCCCAAGCUGUAAGGCCUGCUCCAAGGCCCAUAGAGGUACUGGGAGGCAGAGGAAGGCAACAGGUCCAAACCCCCUUGCUUAUGAUGAGUGCUCUUUACACUGCAGUCUGCCCCAGGGAGCGGGGGCUUGGUGAUGACUGGCAGUGGCCCAGAUGGAGGCAAGGUGGGGAUAGUGAGUUGAGGGUUCCCUAGGAAGGGGAGAGCCAGAGGCAGAGUGUGAGGGGAAUGCCAGGGGGCAGAACCCCAGAGAAAGGGGCACAGGGGUCUGUGAGGGACAUGGGGGCCAGAGUUUUGUGGAUCACUGGCCUGUAGAGGGCACUCCAGGCUGGAAAAGAGCUAAUUCCCAAUGACCAGCAGGAGGUGCUGCAGGGGUGAGUCUGCUCCUGUACCCACUCCUUGAUGAGUUUCAGGUGUACAUGUGAGCUUCUGUUUGCAGUACAUCAUAAAUACUGUAACAGCUGGAAACUGUGACACCAAAAAUCUUAAUAAAAUUUCCAAUGUUGCCAAUUAAAUUUAAAAUGCUUAUUGAAAGGUAGGAAAGUUUUUUAUGGCACAGGACAACUUAGCUUUUAUUGUCUUUAAGCCUUUGUAGUGAUUUUUGUGGUGUUAGUCCUGAGUCUCACCUGUGUAACAACAGCAAUCAGGCCUUUUGCUUCAUUAAGCCAUUUGAUUGGCUCAGCUAAUGAGAAUCUAUAUGCUGUGUAAUGUAUGUAAAGGUAGCUAUCAUUUUAUAAAUCUUUAUCGAUAGAUGGCUACUCAUUGCAGAUCAGCCAGGUUUGUGAAUAAAUUCCUUGUCUCUUGAAAAGACUGUUAAAUCUUUGCUUCAGUUUAGUGACCUGGAUUUUGCCUGAGGAAAGGACAUUUUAUAUAAAUGACUUUAUACUUGGACACUCAGGACCAUGAACCAAGUUAAAUUGAUUUAAGACCAUUUAAAUUCCAAAUGAGUGUCCACACAGGGGUUUAAUGCAAUUCAUCCUAUCCCUUUUAAAUUAACACCCAUAGUUAAAUAGGAUUAAUUUUCCUGAGUGUCCCUGUGUAGAUGAGCCUUAAUUCACUUCUACAGGAUUUGGCUCAACUGGACUUUUUACCUGUGUGUGUGGGGGGAGGACAAAAAAAAACAAAACAGGAUUUGGCCCAUUGUGCUGAAAUGAAGUAUGAACUUUCUUACUACAAUUUUUCCUUCUCUCUAGAAUCAAUCAAUCUGUAAGGACAUACUAUAGGUUCUACCAUAGCUGGGAUAGUCAAAUACAUCUGUGAUAACAUUUUUGCAGUCUUAUGCUUUGUUGCCUAGUGGUUACCAUAAAAAUUAUUCCAGGGAUGAACUUAAGAGAAAUGUGAGAUCCUUGCCAUAAGCUUCCUCUUCCAGGUUUUCAAGUAGUUAGACCUAUUCCUGAUACCUUGAUAUUCCAAGAAAUGAGGGACUGCUUUCCUUUAUACAUCUUCAUGUGACAUGGAAAAAGUAGCCCAGAAAUAGGCAGAAUACCUGUCAAAUGCUGCUGCUUUUUCUGAGCAGUCUCAGGUUAUUGUGCCGCUUACAUAAUGUUUUGUGGUGGCUUCUAACCCCCUCCCCUUUUCCCCUCCUUGAUUUAACUCGUUUUCUUCUUCGAUGUCCAACAAGAGAUACAAAGAAGAGUAAAGCUGUUAAUGCAGGUCAUGUUUGCACCAUCUGCUCUAUGGCUAUUUAAAUAUUGUCACAGGAAAGCAGUGGUUGCCCUGUUUUUCAUCUGUGCUUCAAAUGAGUGCCAGCAGGGUUCCUGUUGCAGAAACUAAACCUGACUGGCAUGCGUGUGUGUUAAGCCCUGGAAGUCAAGUGAUGAGAUCAGCAAGUACUCCACAUCUGCAGGAAAACUCAAAGGGAGCAGCUGUGGGAUCCAGCCAGGUGACUCCCCUACAUACAAGAGCUGACCUUUCCAAGGGACAAUCAAAAGAGAAGCCAGUAGUCUACCAGGGUGUAUGGGAAGCACAUUGAAAAGAGUAAUGAUGGAGUCAGUUCACAUAGAUAUGUUCUCUAGGGAAGUCAAUUGUCAGCAUUCCAACAUUAGUCCAAGUAACUUGCAAUUGAUUUCAGAUCCUAUUGCUUCAGCUACUCUGUUGCUAAUAGCUCCAGCCUCCAAGAGUGUUUGAAGCAAACUGUAAACUAAGUGGUCUCAGAAAUCCAGUAGUCCUGGCUGGCGUUCCUUUGCAUUUUGAACUAACCUUAUUAGCAAAGGUUGGUGUAUUGGCAAAUUCCUCAGGAAGAAGUGAGGAUACUUGUCCUGAUCAGUACAGACAAGUUUCAGGAGCUGUAAACAAAACAAUCCAGCAUCAUCAUGACAGCUGAAGUACCUCUCAGUGCCAGUACAAAGACUUCUAAGUCUUUAGACUGGCCGUGAUAUAUAAUAAUACGGUGUGUAUACACAUUUUUGUAAAGACAAAUGUGCUUGGUUUCAAUUAAAAUCAAAGUAAGAAGCCUCAUUCAGUUAUAUUUUGCAACUCCUUUAUUUCUUAUCCCUACCCCCUCCAAUACAUUUUCAAAUCACUUUCAGUCUUGUUAAUUGGUCCAUGAGAUGUUGUGAAGGUUGAUUUUAGCCUGGAGGCACCCAGGGUAUUGCCAUGGCUCCUCUAUAACUGCAGCACCAGCUUCUCUCCUUGUAUUAUGCUAAGUAGGUAUGUUCCCUUGCCCUUUCCAACUCUCUCUCCCCACCUCCCCCUGUAGGUUAAUAAUAAUCUAAUCAAAUGGUAGGUUGAUAUUGCUCAGUAGUUAAAGUCCUUGACACAGUUCAUUUGCAAUAAUGUGUAUAAUUUAGCUCAAACUUUGUUUUAAAGGGCUAAAUAGCCCUUCGGAUAUGAGCUGUAGGUCUGUCUCGUCAAAAUUCUGCCAAAUAUUGACUUUUCAAAGGGGAUAUCAAGCUGCUGAAUGUUUUAAAAACCAUUCUUUCCUUGCUCCUCCUGUCCUAGAUGGUGUCUAGAAAGUCCAUCAAGUUUUGGUUUUCCCCCACUGGCCCCAAUUUUAAUAUAUGGUAUUUUUGUAUGUUGACCUCUGGCGUCUUGUCCUUUGUAUAUGUGGAAAUGUUGAGAACAGCUCUGACACAUUUGGUAUGAUUAAAGUUCUUUAAAAUGAUUUUGAAUA
Messenger RNA from Caretta caretta (loggerhead turtle), 13892 nucleotides. RefSeq names its product ring finger protein 152 (gene RNF152). NCBI's taxonomy places the organism in Eukaryota, Metazoa, Chordata, Testudines, Cheloniidae. Gene Ontology annotation, biological process: apoptotic process; negative regulation of TORC1 signaling; positive regulation of autophagy. Gene Ontology annotation, cellular component: lysosomal membrane; lysosome. Gene Ontology annotation, molecular function: ubiquitin protein ligase activity. The record is from RefSeq and is a predicted model, not a curated record.